This is a messenger RNA of Colletes gigas, 936 nucleotides long. Its product is annotated as hemolymph lipopolysaccharide-binding protein-like. The coding region runs from base 241 to 795 and encodes 184 amino acids. NCBI's taxonomy places the organism in Eukaryota, Metazoa, Arthropoda, Insecta, Hymenoptera, Colletidae. The record is from RefSeq and is a predicted model, not a curated record. The transcript is spliced from 4 exons.
UCGUCGAUUAUCAACGUUUGUGCGUUUGUGCUUUCGACGAUAGAACGGUGACAGUUCGUAAUUAUAGUUCGUAUAAAUAAUUUCUAAUUAAACGCUUACUCUGGCUGACAGUUUUUGCCAUGUACAAACGGUUGGCAAUCUUUUUCGCGCUUGACCGGCGGAACGUUUUGUUACGCGGCGUCGAACUCGUGCGACCAACCAAAUAUAUAUAGAAAAACGAUAGCGGACAAAUCCGUGCAUAUGCGUUCUAACAUUCCUUUGUGCGACAAAGACUCCAAAACCGAAGUCACAAUGUCUGACGAGCACAACUACCUGGCUAGCAAGCAAAUAUUUUACGUUAAUUUCUCACUUCGCGGGUGGAAUACGAGGUGCGCCUACAAUCUAACGAGGGACGAUUAUACUCUGAUAAAAGGAGUGGGGGCUUACAAGUUGAAUACUCGCUUGGUGUGGUGGAACAACGCGCGCGAAAUCUGCAGAGACGAAGGAGGUCACUUGGCCAUGAUAAACUCGUUGGCUGAAGAGUCAGCUCUGCUAAAUAUGAUGCGAUCGGAGGACGUGGACGCGGUCUGGCUAGGCGUUCACGAUCUGUUCGGGGAAGGCGUCUGGGUAACUUUGGAUGGCGAAUCGCUGGACACAGUCGGCUACAACAAAUGGACGACGCAUUGGCCGGACCAGCCUGACAAUUACGGCGGGUAUCAGAACUGUGGGGUUCUCGUAAAAUACGGCGGCAUGGACGACACCGUGUGCACUCAACGAACCCCUUUCAUCUGCGAGAUCGAAAUAUGCAACCUAUAAACGUCAGGAGGGGCGAUCGUUUUAACAGAAACGUCGUUAAAAGGAUCCGUGAACGUCCAGUGGUUGUCAUAAACGGACGAAACCUCGCUCGUAAUCACCGAACGUAAUCGCUGACCAGUGACGCGAGUAUUUAAACGGCCC